AUGCACAAUCAAUGUGAUGUUGUGGGCGAGUCCCCCAGGUACAGUCGCAACAAGCGAAGGCGAUAUCAGCGCCAAAGAUGGAGGGCUCUGUCGCUUAUUUCAGGUCUAAAUGGAGGAGAAGCAGAAGCUAAGGAGAUCAGCAAUCGUCAGAGGAAGAGACGCAUCCAGGGCCACGUGUCUGAAUGCACCAGUGAGGAGGAUGUGCUCAUCAAACGUGAGCUGGACACUUCUACAGAUGUUUCAAAGCACAAGGUUCAGGUUAAAUGCGAAAAUGGAUUCCCGAAUAUAAAAGAGCAGGUGCACUGCAACACGAUCAUGGCAUCUUCCUUAGCACUACCACCACCUCCACAAUCUUGGAUAUAUCCAAACCAAUCUGGGGGCUUCCGGAACCCACACUUUUAUGGUAACCAAAGCUGGAACUCUAGCGUCCCAUAUCAAAAUCAGCCGCAGUGGAAAGCACCAGCACCUGGGCAUCCGCCACCAGCUCAAGAGCGUAGUACCAGGGACCCGUAUAUGAAGCCCUUGCAGGAAACCAGCAAUCGUCAUGUCAUCGAAACCCAUUGGAACAUGGAGUAUAUCCAUCACAACAGCUUCCGCAACAUGGUCGAAGGUCAGACAGCCGUGCAGCAGCAGCAGCAGCAACCACCAUCCGGCGCGGGCGGUGCCAGCGGCGUGGGAAGCACCACCGGAUCCGCAGGAGGACCGACUCCGGCCAACAAUGUGACCAACAGUCAGGCCCAAACCAAUGGGGGUACCACUGCGGCAACAACUGCCGCAGCAGGUACCGGAUCCACGACAAAAGCGGCCGGUGGCCAGGCCACAGCAAACAAUGCUGCGAGCAACAACAACAAUAAUAAUAAUACCAACAACAACAAUAACAACAACGCCACUGCAAACAACAACAAUAAUAAUAACAAUGAGCCAGACCCCAAGACCAAUUUGAUUGUGAACUACUUGCCACAGACAAUGUCGCAGGACGAGAUUCGUUCGUUGUUCGUCAGUUUUGGCGAGGUGGAGAGCUGCAAAUUGAUACGCGACAAGGUGACAGGCCAAAGUCUGGGGUACGGAUUCGUGAACUAUGUGAAGCAGGAGGAUGCGGAAAAGGCAAUCAACGCAUUGAACGGCCUCAGGCUGCAGAACAAAACCAUCAAGGUCUCCAUUGCACGCCCCAGCUCCGAGAGCAUCAAGGGUGCCAAUCUCUAUGUAUCGGGUCUUCCAAAAAAUAUGACACAGUCGGACUUGGAAUCAUUGUUCAGUCCAUACGGCAAGAUCAUAACCUCGCGUAUUCUUUGUGAUAAUAUCACUGAUGAACAUGCUGCGGGUCUCUCCAAGGGCGUUGGCUUUAUACGCUUCGAUCAGCGAUUUGAGGCCGACCGGGCCAUAAAAGAGCUGAACGGCACCACUCCGAAGAAUUCCACCGAACCCAUCACCGUCAAGUUCGCCAACAAUCCUAGCAGCAAUAAGAACAGCAUGCAGCCUUUGGCAGCCUACAUAGCGCCCCAAAACACGCGUGGCGGACGAGCAUUUCCGGCCAACGCUGCUGCUGGAGCGGCAGCCGCCGCCGCUGCAGCUGCCAUUCACCCCAACGCGGGUCGUUACAGCUCUGUAAUCUCGCGGUACUCACCGCUGACCAGUGACCUGAUCACCAAUGGCAUGAUCCAGGGCAACACCAUUGCCAGCUCCGGCUGGUGCAUUUUCGUCUACAACCUGGCGCCCGAGACCGAGGAAAACGUGCUCUGGCAGCUGUUUGGUCCUUUCGGAGCAGUACAGUCGGUUAAGGUGAUUCGUGAUCUGCAGAGCAACAAGUGCAAGGGCUUUGGCUUUGUCACCAUGACGAAUUACGAAGAGGCUGUUCUGGCCAUCCAGUCGCUGAACGGCUACACACUUGGCAACCGAGUUCUUCAGGUCAGCUUCAAGACCAACAAGAACAAGCAAACGUAAUUAUUAACCAAGUUGGCUGCUGUUGUCAAUGCCAAUGCGGCGGCGGCAGCUCUGGCGGCCAAUGGUCUAGUCCUCCAUAAUCAUCACCACCACAGCAACAUCGGUAGCAUCAGCAAUAAUAAUAACAACAGCAACGGCUGCAACGCAGCAGCCUAUCAACUUGGCAAAUACGCUAACCAAAGCAGCAACAACAGGCAGCACAACAUCAACAGUAGCACUAGCAACACGAGCAAACAGAAGCCAGCAUCCUCGAGCAACAAGCAACAAUCAAUGGCGCCACCUAAGAGAUUAGCGAGCAGCACUGCAGCAACAGCAGGGGAUUUGGUCGCAACUGCCACCAACAGCAGUAGCAGCAGCCAUUCGGCGUCCAGCGGCGAUGCUGGAGCCACCGGCACAGCUGCAUCCUCCUCGUCGUCGUCGUCGAGCAACAACAUCCUGAAGACAUCCACGAAGUUUAUUUACAAUAAGCCCCAAAACCACUACGAGUUGUUGCAGCAGCAGCUUCAGCUGCAGCAGGAGUUCGCCCAGUUCUUGACCAAUGUGGCCAACAGCGCCGCAACUCCAUCUAGCAACGGCUCGGCUAACUCGACAAACCAGCGUAAUGGAGGUGGAACCAUCGGCAUGGGUCUGGGAAUGUCGGCCAACUCAGCUGGCGGAGGUUCCGGCAACAAAAACAGUAACGGCAACAAUGGCUAUAUGCCAACCUGGUCUAAUUGGUUCUUUUAAAGUUUACUUUGGUUUGUCAUCAGUCCAUUUCACGGAUUCUUUGUAAUUUUAGGCAUCGACUACUCAGUUUUUGAUUUAUUGAUAUAAGUUUAAAAUGCGCGAAGUAACAGAAUUGUUCACAUCUUGAGUUAAGAAUUUGUUUUUUCAGUGAAAUAAUGUAACCAUAAUUUCUUACGUUGAUUAAGUUUUGAAAUCGUUUUUUGUUUAUGCCCCCAUGAUUUUUUUAAGAUUAGAUUCAAUUUGUAGAACUUACAUCUUUCGUUAAUGCACUUUUAAACCGUCUAGUCGACUCUCCCAAAGAGAAAAGCUUCCAUGAGGAAAAGGGGAAACAGAAAAGAUAAUGCUUUAGUUAAGUUUUUGUUUGAGGUGUAAAAAGCGCAUACUCUACGGAUAUUUUUAAACAAGAGUAAAAAUACAACUUGCAGGCAUUGAAGCCCCAAUCCACCAAAGAAUGAAAACAAACUUGACAAAUAUUUAAGCUAAAAAUAAAUGUAUAAAAAGAGAUACGAAAACAGAACUGAAUGAGUAAACAGAUAGAGGCGUUUGGCUUAUAGUCAAACCACUUGCAAAUAGACAAUGCAGAAUGAGAAGGAAGCUAGAUGCGAAAGAAAACCAAACAAAGAAAAACA
Messenger RNA from Drosophila teissieri, 3296 nucleotides. RefSeq names its product ELAV-like protein 1 (gene Rbp9). The coding region runs from base 1 to 1941 and encodes 646 amino acids. The transcript is spliced from 8 exons. Gene Ontology annotation, molecular function: RNA binding. NCBI's taxonomy places the organism in Eukaryota, Metazoa, Arthropoda, Insecta, Diptera, Drosophilidae. The record is from RefSeq and is a predicted model, not a curated record. Gene Ontology annotation, cellular component: ribonucleoprotein complex.